Acaulospora colombiana is the source of this 986-nucleotide messenger RNA. The record is from the annotation of a GenBank genome assembly. NCBI's taxonomy places the organism in Eukaryota, Fungi, Glomeromycota, Glomeromycetes, Diversisporales, Acaulosporaceae.
UAGAACACUCUUUGCAAUUGGUGGGGAAAAACAUGGAAGUCAACAAGGACGAAGCACUCAGGUGCCUCAAAAUUGCUCGAGAUAAAUUGGAGGCGGGUGAAGUUUCUGGUGCAAUUAAGUUCGCGCGAAAGUCUGUAAGCUUGUUCCCGACAACGGAAGCAGAGGCGUUUCUGAAACGGGCAGAGUCAACCAAGACAACGAGCAAUCGAGAAAGUAGCAGUCACCAAUCGCCUCCAACCUCGCCGUCGAGUCCUUCCAGGGAACAUAAACAAGGAAGGCAAACUCGAGAGUACACAAUGGAGCAAGUAGAAGCAGUCAAGCGAAUAAGGUCUUGCGGAGUAAACGAUUAUUAUUCCAUACUGUCGAUAAGAAAAGAAUCUUCUGACGCAGAGGUUAAGAAGGCAUACCGAAAGUUGGCUUUGCAGAUGCACCCAGAUAAGAAUGGAGCACCAGGAGCUGAUGAAGCUUUUAAAACAUUCCAAAUACUUAGUGACCCACAGAAACGGGCGAUAUAUGAUGAACACGGGGCCGAUCCGGAUUCGCGAAGCACCGGAAUGCCAUCUGGAUUUGGAGGGGCUCGUUUCAAUAACGGAUUCGCAAACGGAGCCGUGUUUACGGAAGAAAUGUCACCAGAGGACCUAUUCAAUAUGUUCUUCAGCGGGGAUGAAUCCCGACACACCCGAUCACUAUAUGUUCCAUACUUUGUUGAACCAAAUCAAUUUGCAAGUUUUGCUCAGAAUCCACGGAAAUUGCAACAGUUUGAAGAUGGUAUUGAAAUUAAGUUUGUAAAGUCAUUGACAAAUGAGUGUAAUAAUGAGUUAGUGAUGAAGCAACGAAAGGUGAAUGAGGCGAAGGGAUGGUUGUUCCCCGACGAAGAAAAACUAAAAAGCGCCCAGAACACAAAGUUGCCGAGUUGUGAAAAACUCAUGGAGCUCAGUAAGUCGCAAAGAUACAAGGAGAUUCGAAACAUGAUGGUCAGACAAUGA